Molecule: messenger RNA, 423 nt
Organism: Exserohilum turcica Et28A
Lineage: Eukaryota; Fungi; Ascomycota; Dothideomycetes; Pleosporales; Pleosporaceae
Exons: 1
Source: RefSeq, a predicted model, not a curated record
AUCAAACCAACCUUCUCACCCACCUACCAAAGCCUCAUCACCAACCACGUGCUAUCCGACCCGUCACACCCACUGCACGAAACGCAGCGACGCCGGCAAGCCUCGCGGCCGCGCCGCGGACUCUGGUGGCACGUGACGACGGGGGCGGAUCUGAAUAAAUCGAGCUGUGUGCGGGCGUGGGCGCGGCGCCGUGUGCGGCAUGCGAUGCGUGAGGAGUUGGCGGCGAGGGGGUACGAUGAGGGAGGGUGUUUUGUGGGGGAGAUGAAGACGAAGAAGAAGGAGGAGGGACUGGGGAUUGGGAAGAUUGGGAUUGCGAAUGAGGAUUUAAAAGGGAGUCUGAGAAUGCAUGUUUUGGCGCCGUUGGUUGCGGCGCGGUUUGAGGUUGUGAGGGGCGAGGUGGGGAGUGUAGUUGAGGCGCUUGUG